Thalassophryne amazonica is the source of this 4702-nucleotide messenger RNA. RefSeq names its product potassium inwardly rectifying channel subfamily J member 16 (gene kcnj16a). Gene Ontology annotation, molecular function: inward rectifier potassium channel activity. The transcript has a single exon. Bases 38 to 1255 code for a protein of 405 amino acids. The record is from RefSeq and is a predicted model, not a curated record. Gene Ontology annotation, cellular component: plasma membrane. NCBI's taxonomy places the organism in Eukaryota, Metazoa, Chordata, Actinopteri, Batrachoidiformes, Batrachoididae. Gene Ontology annotation, biological process: potassium ion import across plasma membrane; regulation of monoatomic ion transmembrane transport.
UCUCUUUCUUCUUCUUCUUCCCCACAGACUCUGGAAGAUGCAGACAGAAUAUGUUUCAGUCAACCCCUCUGAUGACAUCACAGCUGUCAGAACUGAGAAUGGACCUCAAAGGAACAUAAUGCGCUAUGUACCUAAAGAAGGCAGCUGCAAUAUUGUGUUCCGCCAUCUUCCUAAAGAGUGGCUGCUCUUUGUUACUGACAUCUUCACUACUUUGCUUGAGAUCAGGUGGAGGAUGAUGUUCCUCAUCUUCGCCCUCUCAUACAUUUUAUCCUGGCUGUUCUUUGGCAUCCUCUUCUGGAUUAUCGCUCUAGUGCACGGAGAUGUCCAUGACCACACAACAGAGCCAUGUGUGUUCAAGGUGCGUAGCUUCACAGCUGCAUUCCUCUUCUCACUUGAAACUCAAACCACCAUUGGCUACGGCUUCAGAGGAAUGACUGAGAACUGCAUGGUCGCCAUCAUUAUUGUCACCAUACAAGAUGUGAUCAGCUGCCUUAUUGACACGUUUGUCAUCGGAAUUGUCGUCUCCAAAAUGGCCUCGGCCAGAAAGAGGGCACAGACGGUGGGUUUCAGUAACUGUGCCGUGAUCAACCUUCGUAAUGGUUGCCUGUGUCUUUCCUGGCGCGUUGGGGACUUCCGCAGGAAUCACCUGGUGGAAGGGACGGCUCAUGGUCAGAUAGUCCGCUCCACUGUGCACACCACUGGGGAAGUGGACGUGACCUAUGAAGACCUCAUCAUCGAGGCAAAAGACAUCGUCCUGGUUACACCUACGACCAUCUCCCACAGGAUCAACUCCAGCAGCCCUCUCUACAAGAUGAGCCUCGCGGAUCUACUGAAAGAAACCUUUGAGCUGGUUGUGUCAUUUACCUACAUAGACGACUCCACAGGUAUCCUGCAUCAGACGCGCACAUCUUAUACCCCAAACGAGAUCCUCUGGGGUCGGAUGUUCCAGGAAAUGAUCAGGAAGAGCAGGAAGCAUUACAGGGUUGAUUAUAAUUUGUUCCAUGAUACUGCUAAGGUGCAAGUGCCACUGGUCAGUGCUGAAGAGUACGAGCGCAAGAAGCAACUGCGACCCUCUCCUCGACCUCAAGUUUCACAUCGAGCUUCACCACAGACCUCGCCAAGGUUACAGCAGCAAACACCUGAGGAAAAACUUCUGAAGCCCCCAACAGUGAUGGUGGAACUUGUGAGUGACAACAACAUUGAAGCAACUGUUUCAACCUCUGAAGUAGACAAUGAAACGACCUCACAAGUGUAGAAAUAUAAAAGUAGAGCUUGGUAAUGUUCACAGUGGCCCCUCUGAGAUUCAAUGGGGUCAUUGAAGCUCACUGGUUCAAAGAAGAUGCUCUACCAAAGAAGACUUUUGAAGAAGCUAAUUUAUCAUGAUGACAUCAGAUAGUUUAUUCUGAAAGUUGGUAAAGUGUCACUCAUUCAGAUUAUUUUGAGUGUCCAACAUAGCGUCAGAUCCAUAAGUAAUUGGACAGUGACACUUUGAAAUUUGGUUUCUCGUCAUUACAAAUCAUCACUUUUACAGCCAGUUUUCUCGAGACUAUCAGUGCAGCCGCACACAGUUUGAUACUGCAGAGUAAAUCUUUGUGGAGGAGGCAUUUCUCUAAACCAAGUAAGAAGGAGUUAAGUCAGGGAAGUCGGACCGUUCACACCCAGUCACACCCACAGAAGUCUGUCACUCCCUCACUAGUCUCCUUCUUACACGGUCACUCAGUUUUUGAGAACUGCCUUCUCCGGAUAGAUUUAUCAAACAGCAUCACACUGUUUCUAUUUCUUAAUGAUGGAUAUAAAUGAAGUCCAAGAUGUAUUCUGUGACUUGGAAUUGUUCAUGAGUUUGUCUGUAAAUAUAGAUUUGUAUGAAUAAAAACCCUCAUAUUUCAGAAUAUCAAGGGAAUGUGUAUAAAACUAUCAGUAAUUCCUAAAUGUUUUUGUUAAACUUCUUGAAUUAAAGCUGAAAGUCUACACUGCACAGUAAACUCACCAAUGCUAAAUUAACACUAGAAAGUGCCUGUAUGUGUUCACCUCUCUCCGUGUUAACACUUUUCUAGUGUUAAAUUUAACACUAACAGUGUAAAUGUAACAGUGUUCUAGCAUUAUAUCCUCCCUCCAUCCUGCGCUGCCCUGCGGAGCUCAUGAUCGGGAGACGUACCUGCCUCAAGCCUCGUUAACACAUUUAUCAUGUUACAGUAGCAUGGCCAGUGUCACAUUUAACACUGAAGAGAGUGGACACAUACAGACACUUUCUAGUGUUAAAAUAACAUUGUCAGUGUUAAAUUUAUAAAUUUAACACUGACGGGAGGGGACACAUUCAGACACUUUCUAGUGUUAAACUAACAUCGCCAGUGCUAAAUUAACACUACGAAAGUGUUAUUUUAACACUGACAGGAGUGGGCACAUACAGACACAUUCUAGUGUUAAAUUAAACACUGUCUGUGUUAAUUUAACACCAGAAAAGUGUUAAUUUAACACUGGCAGGACUUGAGACAUACAGACACACUCUACUGUUAAAUUAACAGUAUUAAAUUAGCAAUUUCUGUGUUAAUUCAACACUAGAAAAGUGGUAAUUUAACACCAACGGGGUGGACACAUACAGACACACUCUAAUGUUAAACUAACACUGUUAAUGCUGAUUUAACACUAAAAAAGAAUCCAUUUAACACUGACAGGAGUGGACACAUACAGACACUUUCUAGUGUUAAAUUAACAUUGUCAGUGUUACAUUUAACACAAUACAAGUGUAAAUUUAACACUGAUGGGAGUGGACACAUACAGACACUUUCUAGAGUUAAAUUAACAUUGUCAGUGUUAUAUUAACACUAGAAAAGUCUUGAUUUAACACUGACAGGAGUGGGCACAUACAGACACUUUCUAGUGUUAAAAUAACAUUGUCAGUGUUAAAUUUAACACAAUAGAAGUGUAAAUUUAACACUGACGGGAGGGGACACAUUCAGACACUUUCUAGUGUUAAAUUAACAUCGCCAGUGCUAAAUUAACACUACAAAAGUGUUAUUUUAACACUGACAGGAGUGGGCACAUACAGACACAUUCUAGUGUUAAAUUAGCACUGUCUGUGUUAAUUUAACACCAGAAAAGUGUUAAUUUAACACUGGCAGGACUUGAGACAUACAGACACACUCUACUGUUAAAUUAACAGUAUUAAAUUAGCAAUUUCUGUGUUAAUUCAACACUAGAAAAGUGGUACUUUAACACCAACGGGGUGUCAGUGUUAAAUUUAACACAAUACACGUGUAAAUUUAACACUGAUGGGAGUGGACACAUACAGACACUUUCUAGAGUUAAAUUAACAUUGUCAGUGUUAUAUUAACACUAGAAAAGUCUUAAUUUAACACUGACAGGAGUGGGCACAUACAGACACAUUCUAGUGUUAAAUUAACAUUGUUGGUGUUAAUUCAACACUAGAAAAGUGGUAAUUUAACACAAAUGGGGUGGACACAUACAGACACACUCUAAUGUUAAAUUAACACUGUUAGUGCUAAUUUAACACUAAAAAAGAGUUAAUUUAACACUGACAGGAGUGGACACAUACAGACACUUUCUAGUGUUAAUUUAACACUGGUGAUUUUUGUACAUGUAUAUCUUAAUUGUUUCUUAUCAACUCCACUGAGUUGCUGUAAAGAUUGCACUGUGUCACUGUCCAUUUACUAAUUGAUCUAACUGUAGUUUUGUAUUUUUUCUUUGCUGCAUGAAUUUAGCAAUGACCAGGUUUAAGGUUGAAAAAUAUUAAAACAUGUAUAUAAACCUUUGAAUCCACACCCACACGAUCAGUCUGUGUUUUUGCACAAAAUAUCCAACAGCUCCUCCAUCCUGCACCGACCUGUGGAGCUCACGAUCAGGUGAGUGCGUCGCUGUGCGCACUUUGAUCAGACUCUCACCAGGGGACGUUCCGGCCUUGAGCCUCGUUAGUGCCACAGCUGAUUACUGAUUGACUCCAGGUGUGUCAAUCAUUUAUUUCAUCAAAGAGAACAGCAGCACUCUGCCACGGGGUGAAAAUGUCUCAUAAUCUUAACUGUCAUCAGUACACGUUAUGAAAGUUACUCAUCUGUACACCCGGGGUCCAGACGGAUCCUAAAAGAACAUCUUGUUUUGUAUAAUGUACAUUUUUCAUUUAGACCAUCCUUGCAGAUAUCUGUAGUAUAACUAGACAGGGUUACUUUGUAACUAUGUUGAAAAAAAAAAUCCUUUUGAGUAUCUGACUGAUAUGACACAUUUUAUUUUGAAAAAAUUGAGAAUUCUUUUCAACACUAAACCUCAGUGUCAACUCCCUGCACUUGGUCUGAGGCAAAGAUCCUGAAUUAGAGCGACUCUGGCUGUGCAGUAGUUCAGAAAAAAACUGAUACAAACCUCAAAAUUUUGCAACCAGAUACCAUUAUAUCAAACUGGGGUCCAAAAGGACCCCAUAAGAAACAUUCUUCUGGAGCUCACAGUAUUUCAUCAAGUUGGAUCAAAAUACACUCAAAAAUGGCUCAUUGGAGGAACUCAAUUCAGUUAUGUGCAGGAUUUCCACCUAAUAAUUAUAUGUAGCCCCAACUCAAAUAAGACACAUCCAUGCAACAUAUUUGCAACUUAAUUUACUUGAGACUACAUAUAUUUUUUAAAAUGGAAAUCCAAUCCAUUGAGUCAGUUUUUUUGAGUGAUCACUCAAACAGAUGACUCAUUGGAUGAACUGAAUUCAGUU